CCUCAUCUCCCCCUCGGUCAUCACUCGAGGUCUCUCUCUCUCUGUCCGUCUCCUGGUUCUGUUGAUUUCGAGUUACCUGGAAUAUGGCCGGCAACACCCCCGAUUCCUGGGAGGAUGAGCUCUCCAAGCAGGCCGAGGGUGUCAACCUGAACGCACAAGGCCGCCCUCAGCCACAGGCCCCCUCCUUCCACCCUGGGGCGUCGGCGUUUACGCCAGGGGCUCAGGCCUUUGUGCCGGGUCAGUCGUUCCAAUAUGGUGGCGGAUUCCCUCAGUAUGGUCAGCAGGCGUACGGCGGCGGUUACCCGCAGUAUGGCCAGCAGUACAACAACAACCAGUAUGGCGCGUACGGCCAGCAACCCAACCAGACCUAUAACCAGCCGUACGGUGGCUAUCAGCAGCCUCAGAACCCUCAGCAGCAACAGUUCGCUCAGCAGCCGCGCCAGGCCGCUCCGGCAGCCACCCAGCCGGCUUCGCAACCCGCCCAGUCGGCCCCUAAGCCCGCCGCCAGCAACGCCGCUCCCCCCAAGGCCAAGGUUCUCUCGAUCGGAGGAGCCAGUACCUCUGCUUCCGCUCCCAAGACCAAGGUCCUGUCCCUUGGCGUACCCACCCCCUCGACCACCCCCUCGUCGGGCUCCAACACUCCCGGUGAUACUCAGGGCACGGAGGCGGCCCAGUCGGCGGCCAAGGUGACGGCCAGCAAGGCGGUGGACAAGACGGAUAAGAAGGCGGAGCAAAAGGCAGCCGCCAGCGGCAAGUCCUCGCCCGCUCCCUCGGCCUCGGGCCGUUCCAGCCCCGGGCGGUCGAGCCCGUCGCGCAGCGAGGUCACCCGCGCCGCGCGUGCUGCGGAUGCCGUUGCCAAGGAACAACAGGCCGACGUGGAUGAGGAUACGCUGAAGGAAAUUUACGGCGCGAAGAAGGAACACGUCAACAUCGUGUUCAUCGGUCACGUCGACGCGGGCAAGUCCACUCUGGGUGGUGCCAUCCUGUACGUCACGGGCAUGGUCGAUGAGCGAACCCUGGAGAAGUACCGGAAGGACGCCAAGGAGGCCGGUCGAGAGACCUGGUACCUGUCCUGGGCUCUGGAUCUGACCAACGAGGAGCGUGCCAAGGGUAAGACCGUCGAGGUCGGCCGUGCUCAUUUCCAGCUCACCAUCCAGUCGCCCGACGGCCCCGUCGAGCGCGACUUCUCCAUCCUGGAUGCCCCGGGCCACAAGGCCUUCGUCCACCACAUGAUCGGCGGUGCCUCGCAGGCCGAUGUCGGUGUCCUCGUCAUCUCCGCGCGCAAGGGUGAAUACGAGACUGGAUUCGAGAAGGGCGGUCAGACCCGGGAGCACGCGCUGCUGGCUCGCAACACGGGCGUUAAGACGCUCAUCGUCGCCGUCAACAAGAUGGACGACCCCACCGUGGAGUGGAGCAAGGCCCGUUUCGACGAGUGCACGGUCAAGGUCUCCAAGUUCCUUGAGGCUCUCGGCUACAAGAAGGACGACCUGUUCUUCAUGCCCAUCUCGGCCCAGCGCACCCUGGGUGUCAAGGACCGUGUCCCCAAGGAUCUGGCCCCGUGGUAUGGCGGUCCGUCGCUGCUGGAGUAUCUCAGCGACAUGAAGAUGCCCGAGCGCAAGAUCAACGCUCCGUUCAUGAUGCCCGUCAGCUCCAAGUACCGCGACAUGGGUACGAUAGUGGAGGGCCGCGUAGAAUCCGGUGUUAUCAAGAAGAACUCCAACUGCAUCAUGAUGCCCAACCGCCAGAAGGUCGAAAUUGCGGCCCUGUACGGCGAAACUGAGGACGAGAUCGCCACCGGGACCUGCGGUGAUCAGGUCCGCAUGCGUCUCCGCGGUGCCGAAGAGGAAGACAUCCUGCCCGGGUUCGUGCUUUGCUCGCCCAAGCGUCUGGUGCACUGCGUCUCUUCCUUCGAAGCGAAGAUCCGCAUUCUCGAGUUGAAGAGCAUCCUGACGGCUGGGUACAACUGCGUCAUGCACGUACACUCCGCUGUGGAAGAAGUGACGGUGUCCUCCCUGUUGCACAAGUGUGAGCCCGGCACCGGCCGCAAGAGCAAGCGCCCCCCGCCGUUCGCCAGCAAGGGCCAGACGAUCAUCGCCCGUCUGGACGUUACCAGUGUUGCUGGGUCGGUGUGUGUGGAGCGCUUUGAGGAUUACAACCAGAUGGGUCGGUUCACGCUGCGUGACCAGGGCCAAACCGUUGCCAUUGGUAUGAUUACCAGACUGAUUCCCAACGAGGAGAAAUAAAUGCCCAUCCUCGACACCAAGAUUACCCCCUCCUAGUUGAUCCUACCAGCUCCCCUAAAACAGGGUGCAGGCCCGUCGGCUGCGGGGAGGAAUUACUGGCUGGUAGAGAGCUGGGUGAAUGAUGACGCCCGGACUCGGUUGACGAUGAUGAACCUAUUACUUCUUUUUAUUUCCUCCUUGCGUAUAGAAUUCCCAUCUUGCUUUAAUCGAUUGGAAUAAAAGUGAUUGGAAUGUUCA
This is a messenger RNA of Aspergillus candidus, 2480 nucleotides long. Its product is annotated as translation termination factor GTPase eRF3. Gene Ontology annotation, cellular component: translation release factor complex. NCBI's taxonomy places the organism in Eukaryota, Fungi, Ascomycota, Eurotiomycetes, Eurotiales, Aspergillaceae. Bases 84 to 2243 code for a protein of 719 amino acids. Gene Ontology annotation, biological process: nuclear-transcribed mRNA catabolic process, deadenylation-dependent decay; translational termination; translation. The transcript is spliced from 2 exons. The record is from RefSeq and is a predicted model, not a curated record. Gene Ontology annotation, molecular function: GTPase activity; translation release factor activity; GTP binding.